Messenger RNA from Aaosphaeria arxii CBS 175.79, 2046 nucleotides. RefSeq names its product 78 kDa glucose-regulated protein-like protein. Lineage: Eukaryota; Fungi; Ascomycota; Dothideomycetes; Pleosporales. The coding region runs from base 1 to 2046 and encodes 681 amino acids. Gene Ontology annotation, molecular function: heat shock protein binding; ATP-dependent protein folding chaperone; ATP hydrolysis activity. The transcript has 5 exons. The record is from RefSeq and is a predicted model, not a curated record. Gene Ontology annotation, cellular component: endoplasmic reticulum lumen; nucleus; endoplasmic reticulum chaperone complex. Gene Ontology annotation, biological process: cellular response to unfolded protein; endoplasmic reticulum unfolded protein response; protein refolding.
AUGGCGCGGAGGUCAAGGAGCAGCGCCGGCCAGCGCUCAACAUGGUCCAUCGCCCUCUACCUUCUCCUCGUCCUCGUCGGCGGCUUGAUGCUCGCGCGACCAGCCCGAGCUGAGCAGGCACCGUUGAAGGAUGAUUCGGGUAACACCGUCUCUGGACCCGUCAUCGGAAUCGAUUUGGGAACUACCUACUCUUGCGUCGGUGUCAUGAAGAACGGAAAGGUCGAGAUCAUGGUCAACGACCAGGGUAACCGUAUCACUCCCUCUUGGGUCGCUUUCACGGAUGAGGAACGCCUUGUCGGUGACGCCGCAAAGAAUCAAUACGCCAGCAACCCCCACCGAACCAUCUUCGACAUCAAGCGUCUCAUUGGACGCAAGUUCAACGAGAAGGAGGUCCAGAAUGAUAUCAAGCACUUCCCCUUCAAGGUCAUCAACAAGAACGGCCAGCCCAACGUCAAGGUUGAUGUCCAGGGCAGCGAGAAGACCUUCACCCCCGAGGAGGUUUCCGCCAUGGUUCUCGGCAAGAUGAAGGAAGUCGCUGAGAGCUAUCUCGGAGAGACCGUCAAGAACGCCGUCGUCACCGUCCCCGCCUACUUCAACGACGCCCAGCGUGCCGCCACCAAGGACGCUGGUACUAUCGCCGGUCUUAACGUCCUCCGUGUCGUUAACGAGCCUACCGCAGCCGCGUUGGCCUAUGGUCUUGAUAAGACCGACCAGAAGGAGCGCCAGGUUAUCGUCUACGAUCUUGGUGGUGGUACUUUCGAUGUGUCCAUCCUCACCAUUGAGGAGGGUGUUUUCGAGGUCCAGUCUACUGCCGGUGAUACCCAUCUCGGUGGUGAAGAUUUCGAUAACCGUGUCAUCAACUACUUCGCCAAGAAGUACAACAAGGAGAAGAGCGUUGACAUCACCAAGGACGCUAAGACUAUGGGUAAACUGAAGCGCGAGGUCGAGAAGGCCAAGCGUACCCUCUCCGCCCAGAAGACCGCUAAGAUUGAGAUCGAGUCCUUCCACAAGGGCGAGGAUUUCUCUGAGACUCUUACCCGCGCCAAGUUCGAGGAGCUCAACAACGACCUCUUCAAGAAGACUCUCAAGCCCGUCGAGCAGGUCCUCAAGGAUGCCAAGAUGAAGAAGUCUGACAUUGACGACAUCGUCCUCGUUGGUGGUUCCACCCGUAUCCCCAAGGUCCAGCAGAUGCUCGAGGAGUACUUUGGCAAGAAGGCCCGUAAGGACGUCAACCCCGAUGAGGCUGUUGCUUUCGGUGCCGCCGUUCAGGGUGGUGUUCUCGCUGGUGACGAAGCUACCACUGAGAUCAUCCUCAUGGAUGUCAACCCGCUCACCCUCGGUAUCGAGACCACCGGUGGAGUCAUGACCCACUUGAUCAAGCGUGGUACCAACAUCCCCACCAGGAAGAGCCAGAUCUUCUCCACCGCCGCCGACAACCAGCCCGUCGUCCUUAUCCAGGUCUUCGAGGGCGAGCGUUCCAUGACAAAGGACAACAACUUGCUUGGAAAGUUCGAGCUCACCAACAUCCCCCCGGCACCCCGUGGCGUUCCUCAGAUCGAGGUCACCUUCGAGCUUGAUGCCAACGGUAUCCUCAAGGUCGGUGCUGUUGACAAGGGCACUGGCAAGAGCGAGUCUAUCACUAUCACCAACGACAAGGGCCGUCUCACCCAGGAUGAGAUUGACCGCAUGGUUGAGGAGGCCGAGAAGUAUGCCGAAGAGGACAAGGCCACCAGGGAGCGCAUCGAGGCCCGCAACAAGCUCGAGAACUACGCCUACAGCUUGAAGAACCAGCUCAACGACGACGAGGGACUCGGUGGCAAGGUCGAGGAUGACGACAAGGAGUCUCUCCUCGAGGCCAUCAAGGAGACCCAGGACUGGCUCGAGGAGAACGCCGCCGCCGCAACCAACGAGGACUUUGACGAGCAGUUUGAGAAGUUGUCUGGCGUCGCCUACCCCAUCACUUCUAAGCUCUACGGCCAGUCCGGAGCUGGAGGCAUGCCUGACUACGACAACGAAGGCGAUGAUGCCGGCCACGACGAGUUGUAA